Messenger RNA from Erythranthe guttata (spotted monkey flower), 1805 nucleotides. RefSeq names its product E3 ubiquitin-protein ligase At1g63170. The record is from RefSeq and is a predicted model, not a curated record. NCBI's taxonomy places the organism in Eukaryota, Viridiplantae, Streptophyta, Magnoliopsida, Lamiales, Phrymaceae. Gene Ontology annotation, molecular function: zinc ion binding.
AGUGAAUAUUAGAAUUGAAAAAUAAUUCGCAGAAGUGAAAAACCCCAAUAUUGGCAGCAACCUGAAAUUGAAUGAUUCAUCAGCAAAAUCAAAAGCUUCCGUUCGCACAGAAGUUAACCUGAUUUUUGCCCCUUUUCGUCAAUCCACCGUUCUAUUCGUUUUCUCCGAUAAGAGGACUGCCGAUCUGGUUCAAAUAGUGGAUAAACUCGGUGCCAUUUUAGAUUAGAGUUUUCGGAUUAUAUUAGCCACUCAGUCUGAAAGUUUCCACCACUGUAUUGUCCCAUGUUUCCCGUUAGUGGUGUACAGCUGGCAGACUUGGAUGGCCUUUCCCACGUCGGGACUUCAUCGUAAAAAUCCAACAGACAAAGUACCUUUUUUUAUGGAGCGAGCAGAAAAUCACAGUGACCAUGAACAUGUUAUUGACAUCACAAGUAGCAGUAACGAUGCUUCUUCAUCUAGUUCAUCCCAUGAGAGGCCAUCAACUAAUUUGGACCAAAGGGGUGAAAAUCAACCAUCUACUAGUUCACGAGUUCCCGUUUAUCAACCUCAAAGUUCAAGAAAUUCAUCUGUAAUUCGAAGAAGGGAUAGUCGAGGCCGUCAAAGGAGUCCACUAAAUUCUGGUGUCUGGAUAUCCGUUGAGCUACUUUUGACAGUUGGCCAAAUUAUUGCAGCUAUUGUUGUUCUGUCUUUAUCAAAACACGAGAAACCGCAUGCUCCUUUGAAAGCUUGGAUAGUGGGCUAUGCAUCUGGUUGUUUGGCAAUUCUCCCUCUCUUGUAUUGGCGUUUUAAACAUCGAAACCAGGGUUCUGAACAGGAUUCAUCUCAACACCGUCAGGAUUCUUCUCAGGCUAAUACCUCUGCUGUUCCUUUGACUAUUGGACCGAUGGAUCGUGAAGAACCCUGGAUAACUGGUGCAGCUACUAGAAUCUCUCAAAACAGAUUACCAAAUCCAAGGAUAAAGGUAUUCGUCGAAUAUCUCAAGAUGGCUUUAGAUUGCUUCUUUGCCGUCUGGUUUGUGGUUGGCAAUGUGUGGAUCUUUGGAGGACACUCGUCUUCCACAGAAGCUCCCAAUUUAUACAGGUUAUGCAUAGUAUUUCUCACCUUCAGCUGUAUCGGCUACGCAAUGCCGUUUAUUCUGUGCGCCACAAUUUGCUGCUGCCUCCCCUGUAUAAUUUCAGUCCUGGGCUUCAGAGAAGAUCUGUCUCAGGAUCGAGGAGCUACACAAGAUUCAAUAAACUCUCUCCCAACUUAUAAAUUUAAAGUAAAGAAAAAUAAAAAAGGCCACGAUAAAGAGAGCACGAGUGAAGUUGAAGGUGGGAUAGUAGCUGCCGGAACAGAGAAAGAACGCACGAUAUCAGGAGAUGAUGCUGUGUGCUGUAUCUGCUUAGCUAAAUAUUUGAACAACGAUGAAUUACGGGAACUGCCAUGCACUCAUUUCUUUCACAAGGAGUGUGUGGAUAAAUGGCUGAAAAUAAACGCGUCUUGCCCACUCUGCAAAGCCGAAGUCGGCGAUACUCUCUUGAGUUCACUUACCGAAGCAACGACUAACCUGAGAAAUAGCACCGUGUUCUAAAAACGCACCAAUUCUUCAAACGCUGCUUUCUUUUCGACCUGCUGUAUAGUUUGAGUAUUAAUUAGGUUGUUAUGUACGUGUAUGUAUGUAUUGCCUUUCUAAUAUCGAGUAUCGUUUUUGUAUGAGAGUGCGAUUUUUAGGUCGUACAAAAAUGAAAAAAAAAUGGUUGUGUAUUUAUGUCAUGAGAAAAUACAUACACUGUCAUGGUAUAUGCAAUCUUGUUUGGGUGUAA